Hordeum vulgare subsp. vulgare (domesticated barley) is the source of this 1168-nucleotide messenger RNA. RefSeq names its product ran-binding protein 1 homolog c-like. Gene Ontology annotation, cellular component: cytoplasm; nuclear pore. Bases 113 to 772 code for a protein of 219 amino acids. The record is from RefSeq and is a predicted model, not a curated record. The transcript has 4 exons. Gene Ontology annotation, biological process: nucleocytoplasmic transport. Gene Ontology annotation, molecular function: GTPase activator activity. NCBI's taxonomy places the organism in Eukaryota, Viridiplantae, Streptophyta, Magnoliopsida, Poales, Poaceae.
GCCCCUCCUCUCGACCGACCUCCCACAACUUCCGUAGGCGUCUCACUUCGUCCCCCCUCUCGCCGCCGCGUCGACUCGGAAGUUGCAAGCGCGCCGCCGCCUAACCCUUCCGAUGGCGGACAAGGAGCCCGUCGUGGAGCGCCCCGUCGCGGAGGAGGAAGGCGAGGACUCCGCGGCCGCCGCCGCCGCCGGCGAGGAGGAGGACACCGGUGCCCAAGUCGCCCCCAUCGUGCGGCUCGAGGAGGUCGCCGUCACCACCGGUGAGGAGGACGAGGACUCUCUCCUCGACAUGAAGGCGAAGCUAUACAGGUUCGAUAAGGACGGGAACCAGUGGAAGGAGAGGGGCACAGGCACCGUUAAGCUGCUCAAGCACAAGGAGAACGGCAAGGUCCGCCUUGUUAUGCGCCAGGCCAAGACGCUUAAGAUCUGCGCCAACCACUUAGUGAUCUCGACCACGAAGAUGCAGGAACAUGCCGGCAGCGACAAAUCCUGCGUCUGGCACGCGGCAGACUUUGCUGACGGAGAGCUCAAGGAUGAGAUGUUUGCCAUUCGGUUUGGCACUGUAGAGAAUUGCAAGAAGUUUAAGGACUUGGUUGAUGAGAUUGCUGAGUCGCUUGCAAAGGAUGAAGGCGGCGAAAGCGUAGAAGGCUCUUCUGCAGCUGGACUGCUGGAGAAGCUUAGCGUAAAUGAAAGCAAACCUGAGGAAAGCGCAGCAAAGGAGGAAUCAUCCAAGGAGACAGAAACCAAAGCCGCGACAACCCCCUCAGAGUAGUGGGCAGAGCAGCGCACAUCAGAACGGUACUGCUGAGCUUUUGCUCAGUGGCAAGAGUCAGUUUGUGGGUCCUUCCUGUCGAUGGAAGUUGGUAGUCGUUGCCCAUGACAUAUGCUGAGAACUUUGAGACAGUCAGAAGGUGUCUUGAGCAGAGUCCAUCUUCACCCCCACUGGGUGUUCACGCAUUUGAGUAUUUAUUGUUAUAUGUAAAAUAUCUGCUCGCAGUAUCGAGGUUGGCUUUUGGAUGGUGUUGUCUUGCUUUUGUCGAGAACUCGAAAUGUAGUCCAUGAGUAUUGAGUUUGGAACAUUUUGGGUUUUAAUUGUGGGUAUUUUAGUUGCAUCGGCCGGUUAUGGAUUGCAUACAACUUAUAUAAAUUACCCUAUAUUAUUCUUGCA